Messenger RNA from Castor canadensis (American beaver), 942 nucleotides. Lineage: Eukaryota; Metazoa; Chordata; Mammalia; Rodentia; Castoridae. The record is from RefSeq and is a predicted model, not a curated record.
UCAAUGGAGAACAAGACAGAAGUGACACAGUUCAUCCUACUGGGGCUGACCAAUGACCCAGAUCUUCAGGUUCCCCUCUUUGUAACUUUCCUCCUGGUCUAUGUCAUCACUCUAGUUGGGAACCUGGGGAUGAUCCUACUAAUUCUCUUGGACUCUCAUCUCCACACUCCCAUGUACUUUUUCCUCAGUAACCUGUCUCUGGUGGAUUUUUGUUACUCUUCAGCUGUCACUCCAAAGAUCAUGGCCGGGCUCCUUAUAGGAGACAAAGUCAUGUCCUACAAUGAUUGUGCUGCUCAGAUGUUCUUUUUUGGAGCCUUUGCUACUGUAGAAAAUUACCUCUUAGCUUCAAUGGCCUAUGACUGCUAUGCAGCAGUAUGUAAGCCCCUACAUUACACCACCACCAUGACAACAAGUGUCUGUAUAAAUCUGACCAUAGGUUCCUAUAUCUGUGGUUUUCUGAAUGCCUCCAUUAACAUUGGUGAAAUAUUCAGCCUCUCCUUUUGUAAGUCCAAUAUAAUCCAUCACUUUUUUUGUGAUUUUCCAGCAGUUAUGGUUCUCUCUUGCUCUAAUAGACAUGCUAUUGAGCUGGUUUCUGUUUACACAGGGAACUUUAAUGUCUUUUUUGCUCUCCUAAUUAUCUGGGUAUCCUACAUAUUCAUUUUUGCAAGCAUCUUGAAGAUUCACUCAGGUGCUGGACAUCAGAAAGCUGUGUCCACCUGUGCCUCCCACUUUUGUGCAGUCUCCAUUUUCUAUGGGACAAUUAUCUUCAUGUACUUACAGCCCAGCUCCACUCAUUCUAUGGACACAGACAAAAUUGCAUCUGUGUUUUAUACUAUGAUAAUUCCCAUGCUGAAUCCUAUGGUAUAUAGCCUGAGGAACAAGGAGGUCAAAAGUGCAUUCAGGAAAAUUUAUGGUAAUUUGUUAACACUAUGUUCAUUUUGA